Messenger RNA from Mycena indigotica, 423 nucleotides. RefSeq names its product DUF1715-domain-containing protein. The coding region runs from base 1 to 423 and encodes 140 amino acids. The transcript is spliced from 3 exons. The record is from RefSeq and is a predicted model, not a curated record. Lineage: Eukaryota; Fungi; Basidiomycota; Agaricomycetes; Agaricales; Mycenaceae.
AUGGAGUUCGAUUUGGAAGCACUUGUUAAUGUCGAGGCGACCUUCUACGAUGCUGGCUAUAAAGAUGGCCAUGCUCAUGGCCGGAUCCAUGGCUUGAUCGAAGGACGGGCGCUUGGUCGUGAAAAAGGCUACGAAAUGUGGGAGGAGCUCGCUUUCUACCAAGGCUUUGCGAGGACUUGGCUAGCUAUAUACCCACGAAAUGACGAUCGCACCGCUCACCAUAUCCGCCAUCUGCUUGAACUGCUUGCCCAGUUUCCGCAAGUGAAUCCCUCGGCAACUGACUCUGAGUUGGAUAUUCUCAAGCUUUCGCGACAAAUCAGUUCACGAUACCGCGCGCUCUGUGCGUCACUCGGCGUCAAAGCCAGUCGCGAAGCUCCUUCAGUCUGGAAGCUAGAAAACGCCGCGCAAACUAUGUCAUUCUAA